AUGUUCAAAAUUAUCCGUAUUGAAGUCGAGUUCUAUUGGAUGAAUAUCAACCCUACUCGUCCCUGCUCAUUGGAUGUAGCUGUCGAAACCUUGCAGUUUUUGCGCAAAGUUAUACUUUAUGAUAAAUAUGAAACAAUCACUGACCUUCUUAAAGCCUUGAAUUCUCAUGGUCGCUGGAUUUGUGCCAUGGUUCCAACUGAGCUAGUCAUCCGCAAUGUAUUGAUGAUGGUUGCUAAAUUAGCACGAGAGGAGAGCUCUCGAGAUUCAGGUGAACCUAUCUCUGCUUUUGAUUCCUUGAAUAAGUUAUGGAGAAAAAGUGAGGAUACUGUUGGAGUCGCUAGCGGAAAGAAAAUGAAGAAAGGGCUAAUUCAGGCUAUAAACGAGGUAUCUUCUGAGAUGUCCCUAUCUUGCGAAAAUAUAGCUGCUCGAGCCGCUGACCUUAUCAGUCUCCAAGAUGUUUUAAUAGUCCAUCAUCUCAGCGAAUCACCUACGUUGUCAGCUUUUCUUGCAUCUGCACGUCUUACUAGGAAACAUAGGGUUAGUUCAUAAUU
This is a messenger RNA of Strongylus vulgaris, 551 nucleotides long. NCBI's taxonomy places the organism in Eukaryota, Metazoa, Nematoda, Chromadorea, Rhabditida, Strongylidae. The record is from the annotation of a GenBank genome assembly.